AAAUAAUUUCUGGGCAUCGGGAUUGAAGCUGUCGUGAAGGGACGGGAUACGGGACUCGGGACUCAGGGCACGUGCGGUGACCGGCGGCAGAGUACGUCAUGAUGGCCCAUGACGCGUUCAAAUUAUCACGCGCUUUUUUCCUCCCUUGCGUGCAGGCCUUCCUGCCGAGUAUAAAAGGGCGUCGUCUUCGAUUCCAUCCCCCGUCGCUCCUUUCCUUCCUUCCUCCAUCAUCUCUUUCUUAUGCAGCGCAUUCCCUGCGUCGAUGCCGUCGUCUUCUAAAACGACAUACCCGCUAUCACUCGAUUCACUCGAUUCACCUCAGAGUCGCGUUAUCUGUGUAUCUCACACAUAAUCGAUGCAGAACCAUGUAUUAUAUCCCAGCCAUGGUCAUAUCUCUCCCAUACUCAGCUCAUCGCCUCGACACCGCCUAUUCCGCCAUCGGUCUCGCCGAUAUCUCGAAGACGAGAGAAUUCCCUGCAUUUGAUAUCGAUCUGUUCAUAGGACGGCAUGGUUGUCGAUGAAGCGAUAUUCCUGACGAGUGUACAGCAAAAGAGACGAAGUAUCGUCAAUGAUAGUUCACGGUCGGAGGUUAGCUACUAAACAUUGCCCUACUCCCCUUCUACGAUUGUCAGUGAGUCCUCCUUUUCU
Molecule: messenger RNA, 648 nt
Organism: Desarmillaria tabescens
Lineage: Eukaryota; Fungi; Basidiomycota; Agaricomycetes; Agaricales; Physalacriaceae
Exons: 1
Coding region: 99-521 (140 amino acids)
Source: RefSeq, a predicted model, not a curated record